AGACCAUUCCCAGUCCUUCUUUGGCCUUUUCCCCCUCGCUCUUUCUGUUCUUCCCCGCUUCUCGAAUUUCCCAUUCCCAUUGUGUGCCAGAUUCGGGUCAGAGUAACUCACUAGCGCGGUGAGAUGCAGGGAAGAGGCAAAUGAGAUUCGCCGACAUUUCGUUGAAGCUCGUAUCUCACUAAUUCCACGAUUCACUAGCGGAACUCUUGACGGCUUUCCCCCGCCGAAAUGCUUCUGCGUCGUACUCUCCACGAGUAGUCAUCGUCGGGUCAAGCCAGCCAUUCGGGUCUCACCCCGCCAAGCCCGCUACUGUAGCUUGAACCUUUGUUGCUCGUGGAUGGACUCGCACGAUCAUCGUGCUCCUAGGCGGUGUGCGAGGCACCAUGGAGCCCGGAGUGCCAGGCUGAUUGCGCGAGCGGCGGAUGCGAGCGAUUGCGACUUGUGCGACGGCGAGAAGCGAUCAGAAUGAACGCCACCCCGCCGUGUGUUGCCCGCAGUCGCCACACGGCUCCGUCUAGGCCGAUCCACUCCCAUGGCUGACAGCAGUGCUCGCCGCCCCGACACCCGCAACGCGUACGAUCACGCUCGCGGUAGCGGUGGCCAUCGCGGUGGCAGUGGGAGCAGCAGCAGCAGCAGCGGCGAGAGCGAGGGGUGGCGGAGAGCGCAGGUGCGCGGAAUGCUGUGCGCGCCCAUGGCGGCCGGGCGAGUGGUGUCGCUGGACGGGCUGCUCGUCACUGCCUCCCUCGUUCCGCGCUCAACGCCCCCUCACCCCCAUGCCGCCAUGCCGCCUCACCCCCAUGCCGCCACGCCCCCUCACCCCCAUGCCGCCACGCCCCCUCACCCCCAUGCCGCCAUGCCGCCUCACCCCCAUGCCGCCACGCCCUCUCACCCCCAUGCCGCCACGCCCCCUCAACCCCAUGCCGCCAUGCCCCCUCAACCCCAUGCCCCCAUGCCCCCUCGCCCCCAUGCCGCCAUGCCCCCUCACCCCCAUGCCCCCAUGCCCCCUCGCCCCCAUGCCGCCAUGCCCCCUCACCCCCAUGCCGCCAUGCCCCCUCGCCCCCAUGCCGCCAUGCCCCUUCACCCCCAUGCCGCCAUGCCCCCUCACCCCCAUGCCGCCAUGCCUUCGUCGUUCUCCAGCCAUCACCAUCAACCACAGCAGCAGUGGAAGCAGCAGCAGCAGCAGCAGCAUCAACGGCAGCAGCAGCAGCAGCAGCAGCAGCAUCAAUGGCAGCAGCAGCAGCAGCAGCAGCAGCAGCAGCAGCAGCAGCAGUACCUGAGCUGGGUUCACAACAGCAAGCAGGGAGGGGAUGAGGGAGCCAACCUAGCGUCAGCUGCUGCAGGGCAGCGCGCCAAGCUGCCAGCGACCUGCCAGCGUGACAGGGGAUGUGGGUCGAACGACGAGGAGAGGUGGGGCGUGGUGUGUGCGCAGCACAUGGCGAGCGGGCGGCAGGUGCAUGUGUUCUUGUACGCGCACCCCCUCAUCCGCCCCACCACCCUACCCCCCUGCCCCAUCCCUGAGAGUCUUGGCGUGGGCGCCUCUUUCUCUCUCCGCCACGCCCUGCUGCUGCCCGCGCCAUCCGCCACCGCUGUCAGCUCAGACGACCUUGCCAUCUGCCACGUGCCUGGCGGGCUGCCCACCCGAGGGAUUGCACCACCUGCUGCCGCAGCAAACGAUGGGGCAGCGGGUAGCAGGCGCUCUGAGAGCACGCAGUCCGGACAUGUGGUGCGCGUGCGCAUGGUGGCUUGCUCCCAGAUGCUCCUGCUCCCGCUCGCCCCUCCUCCCCCUGCUGCCGCUAAUGCCGCUGCUGCUGCUGCUCCCCCGCCCCCUCAUCCCCCGCUGCCACGUGUUAAGCAUGCUUCGCCAGCACCACCCGCCCCUCCCUGGCCCGCGCCACAUCACUCUCUUGCGGCUGCACCCGUGCUGUGGCCCAUGGGCCGUGCUCCCAUGCCUGCUGCUUCCACGGGUGGUGCACUCGUGGGUGGGGCAUCCACGGGCGCGGCACACCUGCGUGCUGCAGCAGAGGCAGGCGGGCGGCUGAGGGGGAGUGGUGCAGAGAGGAGGGGUGGGAGAAGAGAGGCGGGGGUGGAGGAGAGAGAGCAUGGUGGCAUGCGAGGAAGGGGAGAGGCAUCGGCAAGAGGAGGGUGCACGAGGGAGGACAGGGGAAACGGAGAGGGCAGGUUGGCACAGGGAGGGGGGGGGGCGGAUGGGGCUCAUGGCGAAGAAGGGAUGGGAGUGAGAGGAGCGCGAGGAGAAGCAGCAGCAGGAUGGCAGGAGCGGGGGUGGAGAGGCGGUAUGAGUAUGAGUGGAGAAGAGCUGGCAGGAGAUGGAGAGAGGGUGCGCAUUCGAUGCUCGCUAACAGCAGUGCACUCUGUGGCUCUGCUGCCUGUAUGCCCCUGUGCCCAAACGACACAUGCGUGUGAGCAAGGGGAGCACUUGGAGCGUGAGACCCACAGGCACGGCAGGCGGCAGGGGGUGGGGCAGCAGGGGGCGGGGCAGCAGGGGGUGGGGCAGCAGAGGCCCCUGCAUGUGUGCGCCUCUGCCGUGCUGCUGCCAGCACAUGGGUGUGGGGCCGGGGAGAGCGUGGAACGUGGGGGGUACAUGCAUGGGAGACACCAGUUAGGAGAGCACGAGUUCGGGGGGCAGCAGUCAGGGGGGCAGCAGUCAGGGGGGCAGCAGUCAGGGGGACAGCAGUCAGGGGGGCAGAUUCAGGAGGAAGCGUGGGGAAUGAAAAAGGAAGACGAGAGACGCGAGGAGGAUGAAGAGCGGGAGGAAAGGGCUCAAAGGGCAGGACUUGAAAGCAAGGGGGGAAGGGUUGAUGAACUGGAGCAAGUGGGAGAGGAGUGUGGGGAGGAGGGGUGUGGGGAGGAGGGGUGUGGGGAGAAGAGGGAAGCGGUGCGCUGUUCUUGGGGGGAGAUGAGAGGGGAUGGUCGAAGUGGCGCGCGUAACGGAGUGAGUGGUUGGGGCGUGGAAGCGGGGGAUAUGGAGAUUGGUGAGAGUGACAGGGGGAUGGAUGGGAGUGAUGGGAGUGAUGGGAGUGAUGGGCGUGAUGGGAGUGAUGGGAUGGAUGGGCGUGAUGGGAGUGAUGGGAUGGAUGGGCAUGAUGGGAGUGAUGGGAUGGAUGGGCGUGAUGGGAGUGAUGGGAUGGAUGGGCGUGAUGGGAGUGAUGGGAUGGAUGGGCGUGAUGGGAGUGAUGGGCGUGAUGGGAGUGAUGGGAUGGAUGGGGACACAGAAAGGAGUGUGAGAGAGGUGGGAGGGAGCACGGAGGGCAGUGAGUUGAGCGGUGCAGUGAUGAGGGAGGGAGGAGUGAGGGGAGAUGGCAGGCUGAAAGGCGAUGAGCAAGGUGGUUGGGAUGAGGCGGAGGAGCGGGCAGCGAGGCCGGGUGAUGCGGAGGAGUGGGCAGCGAGGCCGGAUGAUGCGGAGGAGUGGGCAGCGAGGCCAGGUGAUGCGGAGGAGUGCGGGCGAGAGGGGCGAGACGGGCAAGAGGGGGAAGAGGGGCAUGCGUUUGCCUUCCUGCACCGGGAGAGUGGCAGUGAGUUCAGCAGGUGGAGAGAGCGCAGGGCGUGUGGUGCGUGUGGGUGCUACACUGACAGGCACGGCGUGCAUGUCAGCCGCUUGUUGUGCUCUUUAGACACCGGCACCCACGUCAUCCCAGCAGCAGCCAGUGGGUCCGAAGCAGCGCUCCUCCUCUUUGCCCGCCUGCUGCCGCCUCUGCCCGCCGCCUCCCCGCCCGACGCCUCUCUGCCCGCCACCUCCCUGCCUGACGUCUCUCUCCACGACGCCUCUCUGUCCGCCGCCUCGCUGCCCUGGUCGUCCCGUCCAUGCUGCGCUCCCGCGUGCGCUGGCAGGGGGGGCGAGGUGAGUGCGGAGCCAUGGCAGCAGGGUGCGAGGGGGGGGGUGUGGGAGGCGGAGCAGCGGGAGGUGCAGCGCCGGGUGAGGCGCAUGGUGUGCGAGCGAGGGGGGGUGCAGGUGUGCGAGAGCAGCAUGGCGUGGGGCGAGGGGGGGAGGAGGGUAGGGAGAAGGACGGAGGGAAAGGGUGAGAGGAAGAGAAGUGCUGCUGAUCUGGGGAGUGAGGUGGAGGAGGAGGAGGAGGAGGAGGAGGAGGAGGAGGAGGAGGAGGAGGAGGAGGAGGAGGAGGAGGAGGAGGAGGAGGAGGAGGAGGAGGAGGAGGAGGAGGAGGAGGAGGAGGAGGAGGAGGAGGAGGAGGAGGAGGAGGAGGAGGAGGAGGAGGAGGAGGAGGAGGAGGAGGAGGAGGAGGAGGAGGAGGAGGAGGAGGAGGAGGAGGUGGAGGUGGUUGUGGUGAUGGAGGGUGAGGAGUCGGAGAGGAGGAGUGAGGGUGAGGAGUCAGAGAGGGAGGGGAGUGGGGGAGAUGAGGCAGAGAGGGAGGGUGAGGAGGCAGAGAGGGAGAGGAGUGAGGGUGAGGAGGCAGGGCGUGACACUCUUGGUUUGCAGAUUGUAUGUGGAGUGACGGCAGUGAGUGGUGCAAGGGGGGAGGAUGCAAGGCUAAGCCAAGGAGGAGCAGCGGGUGUAGGUGCAAGUGCUGCAGGGGCAGGAGUAGUCGCCUCUGUGCUGCCAGCAACGGUGGGCCCCACUGGCAGUGGUCCUGCUGCUGCCGCACAUGGCAGCAGGGGAGGGGGCGAUGGGGAGGAGGGGCUGAUGAGCGUGAACGCGGGGGGACGUGUGAAGGAUGGAAAUGAGGCCAGCGGGGGUGGGAUGGGCGAAAAGGAGUCCAAAGCGGUUGAGAUGGAUGCGGAGGAGCAGAGGCUGCUGGCGCUGGUGAUGGCAAUGGCUGCCAGGCAAAGACCCAAGAUGGUCAUGCUGCAUCAAGUCAAUGACCUCUCAGCCAUUCGAGCAGCCGAGCGCCACGGCUGCGCCAUCAGGGAACGGAGUCCACACACGUCCAAUGGGGUGCCAUGGAGGGUUGUCCAAGUGCUGCCUGUGGAUGCCCUGCUGGAAGCCCACCGGUCGCUGCACGCCCCCAUGCCAUGACGCACUGCUGCACGCUUUGCCGAACCAUGAUUAUUCAAGGAAGGAACGACCCGUUGCGCAUCCCCUCACAGAAGAUUUUGUGCUAUUCCAACC
Molecule: messenger RNA, 5080 nt
Organism: Closterium sp. NIES-67
Lineage: Eukaryota; Viridiplantae; Streptophyta; Zygnematophyceae; Desmidiales; Closteriaceae
Source: the annotation of a GenBank genome assembly